This is a messenger RNA of Camponotus floridanus (Florida carpenter ant), 3560 nucleotides long. RefSeq names its product proto-oncogene tyrosine-protein kinase ROS-like. The transcript has 9 exons. Gene Ontology annotation, biological process: protein phosphorylation; multicellular organism development; cell surface receptor protein tyrosine kinase signaling pathway. Gene Ontology annotation, molecular function: transmembrane receptor protein tyrosine kinase activity; ATP binding; protein binding. NCBI's taxonomy places the organism in Eukaryota, Metazoa, Arthropoda, Insecta, Hymenoptera, Formicidae. The coding region runs from base 57 to 3560 and encodes 1167 amino acids. The record is from RefSeq and is a predicted model, not a curated record. Gene Ontology annotation, cellular component: signaling receptor complex; membrane.
AAAACUACAAAUUGAAGAUUCAACGGAAACCGAUUAAGUGCAAACGUUUACGAAACAUGCAAAUUAUGUUGCGAACAAUUUUAUGUGUUUUAUUGAAAGGCUUAUUGCUGACAAAGGCAAUUAUCACUUUUAUACCGAAGGGUUGUACCCCUUCAAAGAGUCUCCAGGAAGAUAGUGUUUCCAAGUAUCCGGAUUUUAAUUUCGCAGAAAGCAGUUUGAGCAAGCCAACAUCUCUCAGAGCAUUUGUACAAUUCGACAGUCAAUUCACAGAAAAAAUUAACGACAUUUUUGUGACAUUGAGAUGGAACCAACCUAAAUUACCCGAUAAAAUAAUACAAGGGUACCAAGUGCAGUGUUCUUUCUUCGAAAACUUUAAAGAAACCUGCGACAAUAAAAAUAUCACAACUACAAAAUUGGAGCACACGGUGCACAAUCUAACAUCUAACAUGACAUAUUAUUUUCGAGUACGUGCUACUAUUCGAGUACAUACUAAAAUUUAUGUUGGUCCUUACACGGAUUUAAUCAAUGUGUCGACUACACAUGAAAAUACAAUACCUAAAUUAUUACUCACAACGAAUCAAAGUAUCCAAAUAUUCGACGUGGAUUUAAAUAGUACUAGUACUUUUGUUAUGUCAGAAUCAAUAACGGCUAUCGAUUAUUCCAUACAAGAAAAUAGAAUUUAUUGGUUAACACGAGCAGACCUAAUGACUUGGAAGGUUAAUGAAAAUAAUAUCACAAAAAUAGCUAGCUUUGAUAGUAAUCUAUAUCAUCUCUGCAUUGACUGGAUAACAAGAAAUCUAUAUUUUACACUUCGAGAGUCAGGCUACUCUUAUAUUGUAAAGUUCGACUUAACAAUAUGGGAAAAUAUGGGUAUGAUUAAAUUUGAUAAGAUUUGGAAAUCAGAAUUUGAUUAUUACGGUAUAUAUCUAUUACCGUCUAUGCGAAUUUUAUAUUUACUAUCAUACAAUUUGAUGAAUAAUGUAUAUGAUAUGAUUCAAUAUGAUCUUGAUGGAAAAAAUCAGCAAAUUCUUCAUAUAAAUUCAUCCUUUUGCCUAUUUAAUCGUAUGGAUUAUUAUAUUUAUAUGUUUGAUUAUAUGAAUAAUAAGGAGCCGUUAAUAUACUGGAUAAAUACUGAUCACGUAGUUGUGACAGACAUUAACAUUUCUAUGUGCAAUAAUAUUUUACACAAGAACAACAUAAAUGAUAUCACCGGAUUCCAAUCUAUGGCGAUUGACAAAACAAAUAUUUACAUUUUAGCAAAUAAAUUAGUUUAUGAAGCUCGCUAUAUAUACUAUAUGUACGUUUUGAAAAAGAAGUAUGCAAGUCUCAAGAGCGUAAAUGCAACCGAAUAUGUUAAAGAGAUAAAAUUAUUUGAAAAUUUACGCCUUUAUGGAAUGCGCGCUUUUGAUAAAUCUUUACAACCAUAUCCUCCAAUGAGAUGCCUGACACCUGACAAAAAUGUUUAUAAUUUUAAGAAUGUGACUGUCACGACAUCAAACAGGAUCAUUGUAAAUCUUCCAAAACCGAUUGUAAAGAGUGGAUGCAAAAAGUAUAAUUUACCAACUACUAUAUAUACUAUCUUCGUAAGCUGUUUAAACAAUAAUCUCAACAAGUCUGAGAAAUUCAAUGUACAGACGUACAAGCGAUAUUACGAAAUUCAGAACUUAAUACCAUUUACAGAGUACAAGUUGAAGUUUACUUUAAGCAAUUUUUACUUUGAUCAAUUAUCAAUAAAUCCAUUCGAAUCGAAAGUGAUACCAAUAAAAACUAAUUCGAGCAAACUUAAUGCACCAGAAAACAUAAGUGUUCUAGGUUUGACGCCUACUAUAGCAGUAGUUCAUUGGAUGCCACUCAAGAAAGUGUACUGCGCGGCCGUGACCUACGAAGUGCAUUGGGAGUCUGUUACAUUAGUGAACGGCACACAACAAAAGGCACACAACAAACAAUUUAUCAAUAUGCCGAAACGUAUGGCAGAUGGAAGAUUUUUCACAAAGAUUAACUUGUCGCUUUCAGUAGAAGAUUACUUAAUAUACAUGCGUGUAUAUCCAAGUAAUUUCAGCAAUUUCUACAACGAGAGUUUAAGCGAGUUCAAUCAAAUAUACUCAGAACCAAAUAACAUUACUUUGAGUGAGGCCAACAUAAAUAGCAUGAACAUUUCAUGGAUUUCAAACAUUAAUCUGAUGGUUUUUCCUACACUAGAGUACAAAGUCAUUGUAACAGAAAAAUGGCAAACAAUGAAUUAUACUAAAAUGAAUUAUAACAAAGAAAUAAUAUAUCAUGUCGAAAAUUUACAAUCAGAAACUUUAUACAAGUUUCGCUUGAUAUUGAGAUACCCCGAAUAUGAGGAAAAUUUUAUAUGGCCGGCUGAUGAAAGAUUUAUUUUUUCAACACGUGGUACCAAUCGUGAUGAUAUUUCGAAUACUCCUGGAAUAACAGAAACAAAAUAUUAUAAAUAUUAUCUACCAUUGAUGUUAAGUUUUAUCGUUAUAGUUACUAUAAUCUGCGUCUACUGCUUUUAUUGUUUGUAUCGUCAACGCAGAGGUCAUAAUGAACAAUUUUUGUCUUCAACAAUGAACGAUACAGAAUUGGCGAUUCUACAUGAAGUACCUUGCCGAAACAUUCAAUUUAAUAUGAUUUACAGUACUAUGUUACAUUAUAACCCAGAUAAAUGUGGGGUAACUGGAGUCGCACGUAAACAAAUUACAUUUACAAAACUUCUUGGUAGCGGCGCAUUCGGAAAGGUGUUUCAAGGAAAUGUAAAGAACUUAGAAAAAUCGGGCACAGAAAUACCCGUUGCAAUAAAAAUGAUUCGGAAAGACGCUUCUUCCCAUGAAAAAAAGAAAUUUUUAAAGGAAGCCGAGCUUAUGAAUCAAUUUCGACACAAACAUAUAUUAAGAUUGUUGGCCGUUUGUUUAGAAGGGGAUUCUCCGUUACUAGUGUUGGAAUUGAUGAAAACUGAUCUGUUAAAAUAUUUGAGAGAUUGUCGAAAUUUGCAAGCAUCAGAUUCGCCUGCUCUGCGUUUGCAGGAUUUGCUCGCUAUGUGCGAAGAUGUUGCGCGAGGUUGUUGCUACUUGGAAGAGUUACGUUUUGUACACAGAGAUCUAGCGUGUCGCAAUUGUUUAGUAUCUUCGAGAAAUCGCGAGAAUCGUGUCAUAAAAAUUGGAGAUUUUGGACUGGCUAGAGAUAUCUACAAGGAUGAUUAUUAUCGCGUGAAAGGAGAAGGUUUGUUUCCUAUUCGCUGGAUGGCACCCGAAUCUUUGAUGAUGGGAUUAUUUACUUCUCAAAGCGAUGUUUGGUCAUUUGGGGUACUAAUGUGGGAAAUUACAUCGUUGGGUGAGCAACCUUAUAUUGCCAAGACUGACGAAGGAGUGAUAAAUUAUGUACGUGCUGGAGGCAAGUUGUCGAUGACUCUUAACUGUCCGCCAACGUUGUACCAAUUGAUGAUGCGUUGCUGGAGUACAGCGGAUGCCAGACCAAAUUUUAAACAUUGUCUGAAAAAUAUUAUAGCAUUAAGAGAGAACAUGGAAGAUGCCUUACUGAGUCCAGUCGAUAUUAUUUAG